CUUGCCGGCCCAGUCUCAAAGCAGGAGUAUUUCAUUUGUACCUUGCUGGAUCGGAGUGUGCCAACAGCCAAGACAAAAGCACAUGGCUGCACCUGCACUGCACCUCUUUGUUUUUUGUACCUUACUGGACGAAUGACCUGAACCAUGGAGUGGUCACGUCCCGCCUGCAUCCCAGUCACAGCCGCCGCCGUCGUCCUCCUCCUCCUCCUCCUGCCGCGCUUCUGCUCACCGGCCGGCGACAAGUUGACCCCCGGGGAGUCGCUGUUGCCCGGUGAGACCAUCGUGUCCGACGGCGGCGCCUUCGCGCUGGGCUUCUUCGCACCGUCCAAUGCCACGCCAGGCAGGCAGUACGUCGGCAUAUGGUACAACAACAUCCCCGUGCAGACGGUGGUGUGGGUCGCCAACCGGGACGCGCCGGUCACCGUCGGCGACGCGCGCUCCGGCAACUCCUCGUCGUCGUCGUCGUCUGCGCCGUCGCUUGCCCUGGCUAACGGCUCCGCCUCCACCGACCUCGUCUUGUCCGACGCCGGCGGCGGUCGCGUCGUUUGGACCACGAACACCACGAGCUCGGGUACUGGUUCGACCGCCGUGCUUCUCAACUCCGGCAAUUUCGUCCUCCGGUCGCCGAACGGCACCACGCUCUGGCAGAGCUUCGACCACCCGACGGACACGUUCAUCCCGGACAUGAAGGUGGGCCUGCGCUACCGGACGCACGACGGCGCGCGCAUCGUGUCGUGGAGGGGGCCCGGCGACCCGUCGCCGGGUACCUUCUCGUACGGCAUGGACCCGCGCACGUCGCUGCAGAUGCUGAUGUGGAACGGGACGCGCACCUACUGGCGCAGCUCUGCCUGGACGGGGUACAUGACCGUCAGCAGGUACCACGCCACCACCGGCACGGUCAUCUACGUGGCGGUGGUCGACAGCGAGGACGAGAUAUACAUGACCUUCCACGUCAACGACGGCGCCCCGCCCACGCGGUACGUGGUCACGGGCGCCGGCAGGUUCCAGCUCCUGAGCUGGAACCGCGACGCGUCCGCGUGGACCACGCUCGAGUCCUGGCCGUCGCGCUCCUGCAGCCCCUACGGCAGCUGCGGCGCCUACGGCUACUGCGACAACACGCUGGCCGUGGCGACGUGCAGAUGCCUCGACGGCUUCGAGCCGGCGAGCCCGGCGGAGUGGAGCGGCGGCGUGUUCUCGCGCGGCUGCCGCCGGCGGAGCCAGCAGCAGGCGCUGGCGCCGUGCGGCGGCGAGGACGACGGGGACGCGUUCUUGGACAUGCCCAACAUGAAGGUGCCGGACAGGUUCGUGCUCCUGGGGACGAACGUGAGCUCCGGCGACGAGUGCGCCGCGGAGUGCCGCCGGAACUGCUCCUGCGUGGCGUACGCGUACGCCAACCUGCGCCGGAGCAGCGCCAAGGGGGACACGGCGCGGUGUCUCGUCUGGACCGCUGACCUCGUGGACGCGCAGAUGGUCGGCGCGCUCUGGGGCGUCACCGCAGAGACGCUCCACCUCCGCGUUCCUGCAGGAUUCACUGGCAGAAAGACGAGGAACAAAAUUGUAAAAAUUGUGCUACCGGUGUUGGCAAGCAUUUCUUUGCUCUCGUGCAUUUUCCUUGUUUGGUUUUGCAAGACCAGAGAUAAGACAAGCAGCAGUGAAAGUGACAAGAAGUUAGUUCCCGGUAGCGUGCAGACUUCAAGCGACCUCGCAGAACGAAACCCUACCGAAGACCUCGAGUUCGCUUCCAUACGGUCUUUCGAAAAGGAGCUGCCUUCCAUACAGUUGAGCGACAUCGUCGCGGCGACGAAGAACUUCUCGAGGGAAUGUAUGGUCGGGCGCGGAGGCUUCGGGAAAGUGUACAAGGGGACACUGUUGGGUGGCCGUGAAGUCGCCGUCAAGAGGCUGAGCAGGGACUCCGAGCAAGGGACGGAGGAGUUCAAGAACGAGGCUACCUUGAUCUCCAAGCUGCAGCACCGGAACCUGGUCCGGCUUCUCGGCUGCUGCACGGAGGGAGCCGAGAGGCUGCUGGUGUACGAGUACCUGGCCAACAAAGGCCUAGACGCUAUCCUCUUCGACAGCGAGAGGAGGUCGCUGCUGGACUGGCCGACGAGGCUGGGGAUAAUCAAGGGGGUGGCUAGGGGCCUCCUGUAUCUCCAUCAAGACUCAAGGCUGACGGUGAUACACAGGGACCUCAAAGCGAGCAACGUCCUGCUGGACGCCGAGAUGAGGCCUAAGAUAGCGGACUUCGGCAUGGCACAGAUCUUCGGCGACAACCAGCAGAAGGCGAACACUCGGCGAGUUGUUGGGACAUAUGGCUACAUAGCUCCUGAAUACCAAACGGAGGGCGUCUUUUCUGUCAAGUCCGACGUCUACAGCUUCGGCGUGUUGGUCCUGGAGAUUGUAAGCGGCGUCCGGAUAAGCUCCACAGAUAAUAUCAAGGGAUCUCCGGGCCUUGUAGCCUAUGCAUGGAGGCUAUGGAACGAAGGGAACGCAAGUGACCUGAUGGACUCGUCCAUCUCGCAGUCGGAGAGCUGUGUGUUGGACGAAGCCUUGCUGUGCGUCCACGUCGGGCUCCUGUGCGUCCAGGACGACCCGAACCGCAGGCCGCUCAUGUCGUCCGUGGUGUCCAUCCUGGAGAACGGGAGCGUGUCUCUGCCCACGCCGGACAAGCCGGCAUACUUGGCAGAGAAGAUUUGGAACAGGGGCCUUGGCCUAGAAGGAGACGAUGUACACAACUCCAGGAACUCCAUGACCAUGACUGUCCUCAAGGGACGGUAGCCAACAAUGCAACAGACCCUUCAAAUGCGUGUUUCUGGGCGUUUGUUUGUCCAUCUGCAAUGAUUUUUGACACG
Molecule: messenger RNA, 2849 nt
Organism: Zea mays
Lineage: Eukaryota; Viridiplantae; Streptophyta; Magnoliopsida; Poales; Poaceae
Exons: 7
Coding region: 145-2775 (876 amino acids)
Biological process (GO): protein phosphorylation; recognition of pollen
Cellular component (GO): plasma membrane
Molecular function (GO): protein serine/threonine kinase activity; ATP binding
Source: RefSeq, marked validated